AUGUCGCCUUCAAUGGACCACGCAAAGGUCACACCACCCUAUGAACGUCCAAAUCUAAAUAUCUAUGGCUUUGGAGUCGAAUAUCCUCCUUACGAGAUCAAUGCAGCAGAUAUCGCCACACUUGCGCGGCGCCACUACCCCAGCACACCAGCUCUGGAGAAGGUGCUCUUUGUCAAUGAGUACACGGGGAUUGAUAGUCGCUCAGCCAUUGGUACUAUAGACCACCCUAUCGUCAAUGCGCCUGAACCACCAUCAAUCGCGGAACUCAGUGAAGUUUUCCUCGACCAUGGUGUAAAGCUUUCGGUUGCAGCCUCACAAAAGGCUAUUGAUCAGUGGGGUGGGGAUCUGUCCGAGAUCACCCAUGUUGUUUCCACAACAUGCACUCAUUCAGCGAACCCUGGAUUUGACCAUUACGUGAUCAAGCAGCUCGGCCUGAACCAAAGCAUAGAGAAAGUUCUCUUGCAUGGGGUCGGAUGUUCUGGUGGAUUGGCUGCUUUACGAACUGCUGCUAAUAUAGCUUUGGGAUCCAGCUAUCGUCGAAAACCCGCACGGAUAUUGGUUUUGGCUUGUGAGAUCACAAGCGUCCUUGCAAGAUCCGAAAUUGACUCGAUUCACAAAAACCAAGAAGUGAGGAUAGGCGUCGCUCUCUUCAGUGAUUGUGCCUCAGCUGUGAUACUGGGCAACGGUUUUAGUAAUCGUUAUGACGAGGAGCCGAUAUUGGAGUUGCUAGAUUGGGAUCACAGAAUUAUCGAAAACUCGGAAAAGGAUCUUGGAUUCGACGUAGAUCCAGUUGGAUGGAAAGUCAUUUUGACUCAGAGAGUGCCGAAGCUUGCAUCUGGGGCUGUACCAGCCAUGUUCGAGGAUCUCGUGAGCAGAGUGCCUGAGCUUGUCGACCUGGGUAAAUUCAAAGCCUCGGAUUAUGACUGGGCGCUUCACCCUGGCGGCGCCACAGUACUCAGUGGGGUGGAGCAAGCAAUGCACCUGACUCCGGAACAUCUCCGUGCGAGCUAUGAGAUAUACAUAACUCAUGGUAACAGCUCUAGUGCCACUGUAUUCAGUGUGAUGCAACGAUUGCUGGAAGGUCCAACCACUGACCAUAUUGUAAGUUGUGCAUUUGGCCCAGGCAUCUCGGUGGAGAUGAUGCUAUUGAAGCGAGUCCAAGAAGGAUCGAUGACUGGCACUGAGAGUCCUACUGAGACUUUGGUGGCUGAGGAGGUGGACUAA
Exophiala bonariae is the source of this 1224-nucleotide messenger RNA. RefSeq lists its product as uncharacterized. The transcript has 3 exons. Gene Ontology annotation, biological process: polyketide biosynthetic process. Bases 1 to 1224 code for a protein of 407 amino acids. The record is from RefSeq and is a predicted model, not a curated record. Gene Ontology annotation, molecular function: acyltransferase activity, transferring groups other than amino-acyl groups. NCBI's taxonomy places the organism in Eukaryota, Fungi, Ascomycota, Eurotiomycetes, Chaetothyriales, Herpotrichiellaceae.